UAUAAAUUUUUUCCAUUCGCAACAAUCCAGUCACGUUUUUGCAUUUCAAGAUUUUCGUUCUUUAAUAAAAUAAUUAACACAAAAAAAUGCAUCUAAUUGGAUUUUUUUUCUCAUUUAUACUUCUCAUUUUAUUCGUCACAUCUAUUCAAGGAAAAGUGUUGACUCAAUGUGAAGCCGCCCAAGAACUUGUAAAAGGAGGAGUUUCACGUUCAUUCAUCAGCAAUUUUGUCUGUCUUAUGAAAAGCGAAAGUGGAUUUGACACUAGAAAGAAAACUGGACCAAAAACAUUGUCAAGCUACUGUUAUGGUAUUUUUCAAAUCAACAGUUCCAAAUGGUGUGAACAAUCACGAAAAGGUGGAGUUUGUAACAAAAAGUGUGAUGAUUUUAUUAAUGAUAAUAUUCAAGAUGAUGUUGCAUGUGCUAAAACAAUUCACUCUCAGGAGGGAUUUAAUCAUUGGCCAGGAUGGGUGAAGGAUUGUAAAAAUAAAGCACUUCCCGAUCUUUCGGGAUGUAAAUAUUAAUAUCAUUUUAACAAUAACAACAAAAAUUAUUAAAUCAUUUUAAUUGUUUGUCAAUAUAUUGUAUACCUAUACUGUAUAUGUGUAAAAAAAAUUAUGUUUCUUUUAUCGUCAGUGUGUGUUACAAAAAUGUUACACAUUAUUUAUAAUUCAAAUAAAAUAAAAUAUUUACAUAAUUUUGAGCAUA
Leptopilina boulardi is the source of this 705-nucleotide messenger RNA. Its product is annotated as lysozyme c-1-like. The record is from RefSeq and is a predicted model, not a curated record. NCBI's taxonomy places the organism in Eukaryota, Metazoa, Arthropoda, Insecta, Hymenoptera, Figitidae. The coding region runs from base 87 to 521 and encodes 144 amino acids. The transcript has a single exon.